AUGGCCUAUGACAACCGUACAAGCCGGCCGGUUGCCAACCUGCACGAUGAAUCCGACGUGGAGGAAGAGACGCUCGUCAAUGAUUACCGGGAGCAAGUACAUUUCGAUGAUGGCAUGAGUGACCUAGACCGGACGACGUCGUUGGGCGGCGGGUCGCAGACGCAGGACUUACAAGCACAGCUGGCGGCGGCGGCGACACCGCUCGAGUUCCAAGCCACGCUAGAGACGAAGUUUGCGAGCUAUGAUAACUAUUGUAGCUUGUUUCAUUAUAUAUUGAAUUCAGAUGGGCCGGUGGAUUUGGAGGUCCCUUCUUAUUUCUGGGCGUGGGAUGUGAUUGACGAGUUCAUCUACCAAUUCGAAUCCUUUUGCCGGUACCGCAACCGCAUCGCUCGUACUGGCUCGAAUGAGGAGGAGGCUCAACUUCUGCGGGAGAAUCCCAACACCUGGGGGUGCUAUUCAGUUCUUAACGUGCUCUACUCACUUAUCCAAAGAUCCCAGAUAAACGAACAACUUGCAGCCAUCAAGCGCAACGAAGAUCCCACAGACGUUGCGGGAGAAUAUGGAAACCGACCCCUGUACAGAAUGCUAGGCUAUUUCUCCAUCAUCGGCCUGCUCCGCGUCCACUGCUUGCUGGGCGACUUUAGUCUUGCUUUGAAGACCCUCGAUGACAUCGAGAUGAACAAAAAGGCCAUGUUCGCCCGCGUCAUGGCUGCCCACUUCACUACAUACUACUACGUCGGCUUCUCCUACAUGAUGAUGCGCCGCUACGCCGAUGCCAUCCGCAUGUUCAGCCACAUCCUCGUCUACGUGUCGCGCACCAAGAACUUCCAAAAAGGCAGCAACAGCUACGACGCCAUUGCCAAGAAGAAUGACCAGAUGUACGCCCUGAUCGCCAUCUGCGUCGCCUUCCAUCCCACCCGUCUCGACGACACGAUCCACUCCGCCCUGCGCGAGAAAUACGGUGAACAAUUCAACCGCCUCCAGCGCGGCGGACCUGAGGCUCUGCCAUUAUUCGAAGAGCUCUUCCGCUCCGCCUGCCCCAAAUUCAUCAGUCCGACGCCGCCAGACUUCGACAACCCAGCUAUGAACGUCGACCCCGUCGACCACCACACCGCCAUCUUCAUGGACGAGGUGCGCAAUACCCUCUACAAUCCGACCGUGAAAUCCUAUCUUAAACUCUACACCACGAUGGAUCUGCAGAAGCUCGCUGGCUUCUUGGAUGUUGAACCUGAGCAACUGCGGGCGUGGCUGCUUGUUAAUAAGCAGCGCAGUCGGCAGACUCGGUGGGCAGAUGGGGGUUUGCUGGAGGGUGAGGUAGUCAAUGGGAAUGAUUUGGAUUAUGCGAUCGAGGGCAAUUUGAUCCAUAUUAGCGAGGCCAAGGCGGGGAGAAGAUUGGUGGAUUGGUACUUACGAAACCUGGCACGGACGUAUUAG
This is a messenger RNA of Paracoccidioides brasiliensis Pb18, 1434 nucleotides long. Its product is annotated as eukaryotic translation initiation factor 3 subunit L. The record is from RefSeq and is a predicted model, not a curated record. Bases 1 to 1434 code for a protein of 477 amino acids. Gene Ontology annotation, cellular component: eukaryotic translation initiation factor 3 complex; cytoplasm. The transcript is spliced from 2 exons. Gene Ontology annotation, molecular function: translation initiation factor activity. Gene Ontology annotation, biological process: translational initiation.